GCACGGAAUUGACUAGUCACUGAUCGCUGAGACUGAGGCGCAUGGGAUUAGAUGAGUGCUUGGACAACAAGCCAAGCCCGCCGCUCUGUGCGAUGCCCAUUCGCGGUAGCCGAUGAGGAUCACGUCCUCGAAGUUUCCCGGUGACAGCGAUGGAGUCGAUGGAAGCCCACAGAUGAGAGACUCAAGAUUCUGAAAAUCUAGAAGCAAGAUGAAUCAAUUUCGGCACGAUGAGUUCUUCAGUCACCCAAGCAACAUCGAAGAUCUUAAUUCAGGAAAUCUGGAGCUUGCCUCACUUUUUUCUUCUGAUGAUUUUGUUAAUUCAUCUCUUACAAAUAUCCAUAAUAUCCAAGAUGGAUAUCUUCAUUACCAAGCCUUUUUAGACCAGAAUGUUCCAGGUAAUAUUGAAUUGAGGGAAACUCAAACAUUGGAUGAGAAUAGCUUCACAAGUCUUCAGAAUGGAUCGUCAAGUUCAUCCACAUUUAGUCCCGUGCCCAGUGCAGAUCAAUCAUCAUCGUUGACUGUAAGCAGUGAGACGGAAGUUCCCGAAUUCUCUCCAGAUAUGGUAUUCAGCUAUAUUAAUCAGAUGCUAAUGGAUGAAAACAUGGAUGGCAAGUUUGAUGAGUAUCCAGAAGAUCCAGCUCUUUUAGCUACAGAGAAGCCCUUCUAUGAGAUACUUGGUGAGAGCUUCCCUCGUUUACCAGAGGAGAACUCAGGACCUGGUACAGAUAGCCUAGAUGAUAGCGUCAAUAACCAACUUUUGAAUUUAAGUGAUGAGGGCAGUAAUAACUGGCCUUACAAUCCACUGGAGUAUCACCAGCUUCAAACUGAUCCUAUUUCCAUUGCUAACACUUUGCAGUCUUCAUUUUCCUCUGCAAUCAAUGGAGUGCUGGAUGACUCAAUCUUCUCUGUGAAUGAUCUCCUCAGUCAGAGUGCACCGGCUUGGCUUUUUCAGAAGGGCUUUGAAGAAGGGAGUAAAUUUCUUCCCAAUGAUGAAAAAUUAGUGAUUGAUUUAGAAGCCAGUGGGUUUCACUUUCCUCAAGAGCCAACAGAGAAAGAAUUGGUUGGGAUCAAGUUAGAAAAUGGAGAAAAGGUGGAGCCAGUUCAUGGGUCAAGGGGGCGAAAGACACAGCAUGAUGAUGAUUUGGAUCUGCAGGAAGGGAGAAGCCAUAAACAACUAGCUUUCUCCGCCGAGGAAACGGCCAGUUCGGAACUUUUUGACGAGGUCCUGCUCUACAAUUGCGGAAACAAGUGUGGAACAAAGAAUGAUCAAAAGCAAGCUGAAUUGGAGAAUGAUGAAACAGGCAAAAGUUCUAAUAGUAGUCUAGCUAAAACAUCAAGUGGUGGUAAAAGCCGGGGGAAGAAGCAACCUAAGAAGGAGGUGGUUGAUUAUAGGACACUCCUCAUCCAUUGUGCACAAUCUGUGGCAAUAGGUGAUCAUCGAAGCGCAAAUGAUCUACUGAAGCAGAUCAGACAGUACUCAUCUCCUUUCGGAGAUGCAAACCAGAGGUUGGCAGCUUGCUUUGCUGAUGGCCUGGAGGCAAGAAUGGCCGGCACAGGAAGUCAGGUUUAUCAUUCCAUUGUAGCAAAAGGUAUCUCUACUGUUGAUAUGUUGAAAGCUCACAGGUGUUAUAUGUCUGCAACCCCAUUCAAGAAGCUCUCUUAUUUCUUAUCCAAUAGAACAAUAUUGAAUGUGGCAAAGGAUGCUACCAGAUUGCAUAUAAUAGAUUUUGGCAUCUACCAUGGCUUCCAAUGGCCAUGUUUCAUGACCCGUCUUGCUGAUCGACCAGGUGGUCCUCCUCGGCUCCGCUUGACUGGCAUCGACAAACCGAUGCCUGGUUUUCGACCAACUGAGCGGGUUGAUGAAACUGGGCGUCGCUUAGCUGAUUAUGCUCGUAGAUUUGGCAUUCCUUUUGAGUUUCAAGCAAUUGCAACCAAGUGGGAAACCAUCCGAAUUGAGGAUCUCAACAUUGAUAAAGACGAGGUGCUUGUCGUCAACAGUCUGUAUCAGUUUAAUAACCUGAUGGAUGAAACAGUGCAAGAGGAGAGCCCAAGAGAUAUGGUACUGAAGACCAUAAGAGAUCUUGAUCCAUCUAUAUUUAUCUUGGCAAUUGGGAAUGGGUCUUAUAACUCUCCUUUUUUUGUCACACGAUUUCGGGAAGUUUUAUUCCAUUACUCUUCAUUGUUUGACGCGAUCGAAACCAAUGUGCCACGGGAAGAUGAAGCCAGGCUGCUGAUAGAGAAGAAUAUCUUUGGCAAAGGUAUUUUAAAUAUCAUUGCUUGCGAGGGUGCAGAAAGGGUGGAAAGGCCAGAGACCUACAAGCAGUGGCAGGUAAGAAAUGUCCGUGCAGGACUCAGGCAACUUCCUCUAUCUCCUGACAUAUUAGGAACUGCAAAGGAAAAAUUGGAGGACUACCAUAAGGAUUUUCUAAUGGAUGUAGAUCGACAAUGGCUACUGCAAGGAUGGAAAGGGCGCAUCACUCAUGCCCUCUCAUUAUGGAAAUCCAAAUCCACUUCCUAAUUUUGUUUCAGGACCUUGAUAUCUUCCAUUGAAUGCUACCUGCCACUAAUAAUAUUCUUCAUAUGUUGCUUGCCUGGAUGUGGUUGAAAGCUACUUGAUGCGGAUGCAACUGACGGGGGCUAAAUUUCACAAGCAAAGUUUACUAAUGUAGCAAAGAGUUCAUGUUGCAUUCCAUAGUUCUAGUCUCCUGUACUUAGUUAUCCUACUAGAUGAUGUGUUAUUCCUAGUUAGGACGUGUAAUACACGUGUAUUGUAUUACAGUCGUUCAGACUUUUGGUUAGCAAGAUGAUAUCCUUUUUGCUACUUAGUUAUCCUACUAGAUGAUGUGUUAUUCCUAGUUAGGACGUGUAAUACACGUGUAUUUUAUUACAGUCGUUCAGACUUUUGGUUAGCACGAUAUCCUUUUUGCUGUACUAA
Zingiber officinale is the source of this 2935-nucleotide messenger RNA. Its product is annotated as scarecrow-like protein 9. Gene Ontology annotation, cellular component: nucleus. NCBI's taxonomy places the organism in Eukaryota, Viridiplantae, Streptophyta, Magnoliopsida, Zingiberales, Zingiberaceae. Gene Ontology annotation, molecular function: DNA-binding transcription factor activity; sequence-specific DNA binding. The transcript is spliced from 2 exons. The record is from RefSeq and is a predicted model, not a curated record. Gene Ontology annotation, biological process: regulation of DNA-templated transcription. Bases 209 to 2518 code for a protein of 769 amino acids.